This is a messenger RNA of Pseudocercospora fijiensis CIRAD86, 1380 nucleotides long. RefSeq lists its product as uncharacterized. Lineage: Eukaryota; Fungi; Ascomycota; Dothideomycetes; Mycosphaerellales; Mycosphaerellaceae. Gene Ontology annotation, biological process: transmembrane transport. The record is from RefSeq and is a predicted model, not a curated record. Gene Ontology annotation, cellular component: membrane. Gene Ontology annotation, molecular function: transmembrane transporter activity. The transcript has 5 exons. The annotation marks the transcript as partial.
CAACUCCUCAAGAAAGUCGACUGGCGACUGAUCCCCGUCCUCACGCUUCUCUACCUCAUGUCGUACAUGGAUCGCAGCAUGAUCGGAAAUGCGAGAAUAGCAGGACUUCAAGAAGACCUGGCACUGACGGACUUGCAGUUCAAUAUGUGCUUGACGAUUUUCUUCAUACCUUAUGCUUUGCUUGAAGUGCCUGCGAACAUCAUGCUCAAGCUACUGAAGCCCAGGCUCUGGCUGACAAUCAUCACCCUGCUUUGGGGCGCGGUCAUGACUCUAUCUGGCUUGGUCGACAACUACUCUGGACUACUGGCAGCUCGCUUCUUCCUGGGCGUCACCGAGGCCGGCUUCUUCCCAGCAGCAUCCUACAUCCUCACAAUGUGGUACGCCAAACACGAACUGCAAACCCGAAUGGCAUACUUCUACUGCGCCGCGACUCUCGCCGGCGCAUUCGCAGGGCUAUUCGCAUAUGCCCUCAAUCUGAUGGACGGCAUCGGCGGGCUCGCCGGGUGGCGCUGGAUUUUCAUCAUCAACGGCCUGAUGACAGUCGGAGUCGGAGUUUUCAUCCCAUUCAUGAUGGUCGACGGUCCGGAGAAAGCGAAGUACUUCACGCCCGAGCAGAAAGCCUAUUUCCUUACACGCCUCGAGGUGAAUUACAGCAGUGGAGGGAAAGAAAAAGAAGGCUUUAAAUGGAAAUAUUUGAAGCAAGCACUUUCCGACUGGAAGAUUUGGUUGUCGACACUGAUAUUUUGGGGCAACGCGAUCCCAGGUUAUGGGUAUGUGUGUGUCCUACCAACCACCAUCAGGGGCCUCGGCUACUCAUCCCAAAAAGCUCAACUCUUAACAAUACCAGUCUACAUCGCCGCCCUCAUCUUCGUUAUCUUCUGCUCCAUUCUUUCAGAUCGCUAUAGGAAGCGCUCACCCUUCGUCAUCUACCCAUACUUCCUCUCCGCAACCGGCUUCCUCAUCCUCCUCGCCAUGCCCUCCGAUCGCUGGCCCGGCGCUCGCUACGGGAUCCUGUUCCUCGUCGCCAUCGGUCUCUACGUACCUCUCGUAGGAGUCGUAUCCUGGAACGCAAACAAUCUCGCAGGGUCCUGGAAGCGCAGUAUUGGCAUGGCUUUGCAAAUUACAGUGGGAAAUCUCGGAGGUGUGGUGGCUAGCAAUAUCUAUGUCGGUCGUGAGGCGCCGAGUUAUUGGACUGGGUAUGGAGUCAGUCUUGGAGUUACGGGAGUUGCGAUUGCGGCAGGGUUUGGAUUGAAGGGACUUUUGACAGCGAAGAAUAAGAGAAGGGAUAUGGUGAGCGAAGAGGAUGUGAGAUCGAGGUAUAGCGAUGAGCAAUUGGCGGAGAUGGGGGAUGAAAGUCCGCUGUUUAGGUAUGUGCUUUAG